Eptesicus fuscus (big brown bat) is the source of this 9660-nucleotide messenger RNA. It is a transcript of the gene MUC5AC, whose product is annotated as mucin 5AC, oligomeric mucus/gel-forming. Gene Ontology annotation, molecular function: protein binding. The transcript is spliced from 53 exons. Gene Ontology annotation, cellular component: extracellular matrix. The record is from RefSeq and is a predicted model, not a curated record. NCBI's taxonomy places the organism in Eukaryota, Metazoa, Chordata, Mammalia, Chiroptera, Vespertilionidae. The coding region runs from base 1 to 9660 and encodes 3219 amino acids.
AUGGGUGUCGGCCGCAGGGAGCCCGCGCGGCUCUGGGCCCUGGCCCUCGCCCUGGCCUGCGCCCAGCACACAGGCGGGGCCCAGCUCGGCUCUGCACCCAGCACGGAGCACCCGCACCUCCCUCCCGCCCCCCAGGGGCCCGGCGGCGACGCCCUCCGCGGGGUGACCAUCCUCCCGCCUCUGCGGACCGCCCCCGUGGUGCGCGCCCGGAACCCGGCGCACAGCGGCCGGGUCUGCAGCACGUGGGGCGACUUCCACUACAAGACCUUCGACGGCGACGUGUUCCGCUUCCCCGGCCGCUGCAACUACGUCUUCUCGGCGCACUGCGGGGCCGCCUACGAGGACUUCAACGUCCAGCUGCGCCGCGGCCCCGGGGCCCCCGCCGGCGCCCUGCGCGGCGUCACCAUGAAGCUCCGCGGCCUCGUCCUGCAGCUGACCCCCAACUCCGUCCUGGUCAACGGCCGCCCGACCCAGCUGCCCUUCAGCCAGUCGGGGGUCCUGGUCGAGCACAGCGCCAGCUUCCUGAAGGUGGUGGCCCGGCUGGGCCUGGUCUUCAUGUGGAACGAGGACGGCAGCCUCCUGCUCGAGCUGGACGCCAAGUACGCCAACCAGACCUGCGGGCUCUGCGGGGACUUCAACGGCGUCCCCGUCUUCGACGAGUUCUUCUCCCGCGGCACCAGGCUGAGCGCCGUGGAGUUCGGGAACCUGCAGAAGAUGGACGGCCCCACGGAGCAGUGCCAGGACCCCGCCCCCGCGCCCCCGGGGAACUGCUCCAUCGGCGCGGGCCUCUGCGAGGAGCUGCUGCUCGGCGAGCGGUUCCUGGGCUGCCACGCCCUGGUGGACGCCGGCAGCUUCGUGCGCGCCUGCCAGCAGGACCUGUGCCUCUGCGCGCACGCCGACCUCGCCCGCUGCGCCUGCCUCACGCUCGCCGAGUACUCCCGCCAGUGCGCCCACGCCGGCGGGCUGCCCCCGGACUGGCGGGGCCCCGGCCUCUGCCCCCAGACCUGUCCCCACAACAUGAGGUACCGGGAGUGCGGCUCGCCCUGCGCCGACACCUGCUCCAACCAGGAGCACUCCCAGCUCUGCGAGGACCACUGCGUGGCCGGCUGCUUCUGCCCCGAGGGGAUGGUGCUCGAUGACAUCGGCCAGACGGGCUGCAUCCCUGUGUCCCAGUGUCCCUGUGUGCACAGCGGGGCCACCUACGCCCCGGGGGCCACCUACUCCACAGACUGCACCAACUGCACCUGCUCCGGGGGCCGGUGGAGCUGCCAGGAGGUCCCGUGCCCGGGCACCUGCGCGGUGCUGGGAGGCGCCCACUUCUCCACCUUCGACGAGAGGCCGUACACGGUGCACGGGGACUGCAGCUAUGUGCUGGCCAAGCCCUGUAACAGCAGCGCCUUCACCGUGCUGGCCGAGCUGCGCAGGUGCGGCCUGACGGACAGCGAGACCUGCCUGCGGAGCCUGACGCUGAGCCUGGAGGGGGGGCGGACGGUCGUCGAGGUCAAGGCCAGCGGGGAGGUGCUUGUGAACCAGCUCGUCACCCAGCUGCCCGUCUCGGCAGCCGACGUCACGGUCCUCCGGCCCUCCACCUUCUUCGUGGUCGCGCAGACGCGCCUGGGGCUGCAGGCGGAGGUGCAGCUGGUGCCCACCAUGCAGGUGUUCCUGCGGGCGGCGCCCUCGCUCCGCGGCCGGACCUGCGGCCUCUGCGGGAACUUCAACCAGAACCAGGCGGACGACUUCCGCGCCCUCAGCGGCGUGGUGGAGGGCACGGCCGCCGCCUUCGCCAACACCUGGAAGACCCAGGCCUCCUGCCCCAACGUCAGGGGCGGCUUCGAGGACCCCUGCGCCCUGAGCGUGGAGAACGAGAAGUUCGCUCAGCACUGGUGCUCCGGGCUCACCGACCCGCAGGGCCCCUUCGCCCCGUGCCACGCCGCCGUGAGCCCCGGCCCCUACCACUCGAACUGCCUGUUCGACACGUGCAACUGCGAGAAGAGCGAGGACUGCCUGUGCGCCGCGCUGUCCGCCUACGUCCACGCCUGCGCCGCGCGGGGCGUGCUGCUCCGCGGCUGGAGGGCCGGCGUCUGCACGAAGCCCAUGGACACCUGCCCCCCGUCCAUGACCUACCGCUACCACGUCGAAGCCUGCCAGCCCACCUGCCGCGCCCUGAGCAGCCAGGACCCCGCCUGCGGCGUCAGCUUCGUGCCCGUGGACGGCUGCACCUGCCCCGACGGCACCUUCCUGGACGACGCGGGCAGCUGUGUGCCGGCCGCCAGCUGCCCCUGCUACCACGGGGACGCCGUGGUCCCCAACGGGGAGGCUCUGCACGAGCGGGGGGCUGUCUGCACCUGCACGCAGGGCACACUGACCUGCAUUGGAGGCAACACCCCGGACCCAGUCUGUGCCCCGCCCAUGGUGUACGUGGACUGCCGCAACGCCACGCCCGGGGCCGCGGGCGCCGGCUGCCAGAAGAGCUGCCACACCCUGGACAUGGACUGUUACAGCCCCCAGUGCGUGCCCGGCUGCGUGUGCCCCGCCGGGCUGGUGGCCGACGGGGAGGGCGGCUGCGUGGCGGCGGACGACUGCCCCUGCAUGCACAACGAGGCCAGCUACCGCGCCGGCCAGACCGUCCGCGUCGGCUGCAACACCUGCACCUGCAAGGGCCGGAAGUGGCAGUGCACGGAGCAGCCCUGCCUGGGCACCUGCGCCGUGUACGGGGACGGCCACUACCUCACCUUCGACGGGCAGCGCUACAGCUUCAACGGGGCCUGCGAGUACACGCUGCUGCAGGACCACUGUGGCGGGAACGGCAGCGCCCAGGACGCCUUCCGCGUGGUCACCGAGAACGUCCCGUGCGGCACCACGGGGACCGCCUGCUCCAAGGCCAUCAAGAUCUUCCUGGGGAGCUACGAGCUGAAGCUGAGCGAGGGGCAGGUGGAGGUGAUCGAGAAGGGCCUGGGCCAGGAGGCGCCCUACUCCAUCCGCCAGGUGGGCAUCUACCUGGUGGUGGACACCGCGGCCGGCCUGGUGCUGCUGUGGGACAAGAAGACCAGCAUCUUCCUCAGACUCAGCCCCGAGUUCAAGGGGCGGGUCUGCGGGCUGUGCGGGAACUUCGACGACAACGCCGUCAACGACUUCACCACGCGCAGCCAGUCCGUGGUGGGCGACGCCCUGGAGUUCGGCAACAGCUGGAAAUUCUCCCCGACCUGCCCCGACGCCCCGGCCCCCCGGGACCCCUGCACCGCCAACCCGUACCGCAAGUCCUGGGCCCAGCGCCGGUGCAGCCUCCUCAACAGCGCCACCUUCGAGGCCUGCCACGCCCACGUGGAGCCGGCCCAGUACUACGAGGCCUGCGUGAGCGACGCGUGCGCCUGCGACUCCGGGGGCGACUGCGAGUGUUUCUGCACCGCCGUGGCCGCCUACGCCCAGGCCUGCCGCGACGCGGGCGUGUGCGUGGCCUGGCGCACCCCGGACAUCUGCCCCCUGUUCUGCGACUACUACAACCCCGAGGGCCAGUGCGCGUGGCACUACCAGCCCUGCGGGGCGCCCUGCCUGCGGACCUGCCGGAACCCCCGCGGCCAGUGCCUGCACGACACGGGCGGCCUGGAAGGCUGCUACCCCAAGUGCCCGCCGGAGGCUCCCAUCUUUGACGAGGACGCCAUGCGCUGUGUGGCCACGUGCCCGACCCCGCCCCCGCCGCCGCCCUGCCAGGUCCAGGGCAAGUCGUACCGGCCGGGUGCGGUGGUGCCCUCGGACGAGAACUGCCACUCCUGCAUCUGCACGGAGAACGGCGUGCGGUGCGCCUACGACGCCGAGGCCUGUGUCUGCAGCUACGACGGGCGGCGCUUCCGCCCCGGAGACGUCAUCUACCACACGACCGACGGCACCGGCGGCUGCAUCUCCGCCCGCUGCGGGCCCAACGGCACCAUCGAGAGGACCGUGCAGGCCUGCGGCUCCAGCUCCCCCGCGCCCCCCACCCCCUUCUCCUUCUCCGCCACGGCUGUGCCGCCACCCCGCGUGUGCGGCACGCCCCGGGGACCGGCGCCCAUCGGGGACAGACAGCUGACAGCCGUGAGCUCCACGGGUCCGCCCGGCCCCGCCACGAGCCCGGCCUCCACCGGCACUCCCAGGCCGCGGCCUUCGACGGCCUCCGUCACCCCCGGCCCGGCCUGUGGGGAGGACUGCCUGUGGUCGGCAUGGCUGGACGUCAGCCGCCCGGGACGCGGCCUCGACAGCGGUGACUUCGACACGCUGGACAACCUCCGGGCCCACGGGCACCCGGUCUGCCAGGCCCCCAGGGCGGUGGAGUGCCGAGCCGAGCGCGCCCCUGACGUGCCGCUCCAGGUCCUGGGGCAGCAGGUGGAGUGCAGCCCGGCCGUGGGGCUGACCUGUUACAACAGGGACCAGGUCUCAGGGCUCUGUGACAACUACCAGAUCCGGGUGCUGUGCUGCUCCCCCCGGGCCUGCCCCACCUCCCGGGGCACCACCUCACCUGCCCCAGGCACCACCUCAACCUCAGCCCCAGGGCCCUCCGAGGUGCCCACCACCUGGCAGCCCAGCUCCAGCUCCUGCUGGCGGGAGUCCUGCAGCUGGACCGAGUGGCUGGACGGCAGCUACCCCGAGGCUGGGAUUAACGGUGGAGAUUUUGACACUUUUCAGAAUUUGCGAUCUGAAGGGUAUGCGUUCUGCGAGCGGCCCAGCCAGGUGGAGUGCAGGGCCGAGCGCUUCCCGGACACCCCGCUGGCGGAGCUGGGGCAGACCGUGGUCUGCAACGACAGCGUGGGCCUGGUGUGCCUCAACAAGGACCAGCUGCCCCCGAUCUGCUACAACUACCAGGUCCGGAUCCAGUGCUGCGAGCGGCUGGACGUGUGCAGAGAGAGGACCAUCCCACCGGAGUCAUCGCGGGCCACGCGCUCGACCACACACGGCGCCAGAACCCAAACCCAGGCCCCCCGGACCUCCACACAGCACUGGACUGCCAGCUCGGCCCGUGUGCCCCCGGCCACCGCAACCACGCCCGGCACACACGCUGUCACACCACGCGAGACCACGCGCUGCCAGCCACAGUGCACGUGGACCAAGUGGUUUGACGUGGACUUCCCGUCCCCCGGGCCCCACGGGGGAGACGUGGAAACCUACAGCAACAUCGUCCGCAGCGGAGAGAGGAUCUGCAGCCGGCCCGAGUACAUCGCUCACCUGGAGUGCCGAGCCCAGAGCCGCCCCGAGGUCAGCAUCGCCAGGCUGGGCCAGGUGGUACAGUGCAGCCCCGACGUGGGCCUGGUGUGCCGCAACCGCGACCAGGCGGGCCGGUUCCAGAUGUGCCUCAACUACGAGGUCCGCGUGCUGUGCUGUGAGCCCCGAGCGGGCUGCCCUACCUUCGAACCGGUCACAAUACCCAGCACCCCAAGUCACCACCUCCGUGCCGGCCACCAGCACCACCUCCGUGCCAGCCACCAGCACCACCUCCGUGCCAGCCACCAGCACCACCUCCGUGCCGGCCACCAGCACCACCUCCGUACGACCCUUCCCACGCCGGGCACCACCAGCUGCCAGCCACAGUGCACGUGGACCAAGUGGUUCGACGUGGACUUCCCGUCCCCCGGGCCCCACGGGGGAGACGUGGAAACCUACAGCAACAUCGUCCACAGCGGAGAGAGGAUCUGCAGCCGGCCCGAGUACAUCGCUCACCUGGAGUGCCGAGCCCAGAGCCACCCCGAGGUCAGCAUCGCCAGGCUGGGCCAGGUGGUGCAGUGCAGCCCCGACGUGGGCCUGGUGUGCCGCAACCGCGACCAGGCGGGCCGGUUCCAGAUGUGCCUCAACUACGAGGUCCGCGUGCUGUGCUGUGAGCCCCGAGCGGGCUGCCCUACCUUCGAACCGGUCACAACACCCAGCACCCCAAGUGUGAGCAUCACCAGUCCCACUGAGACCACCUCCCACGUGGCCACAUCGAGCACCACCUCCGUGCCGGCCACCAGCACCACCUCCGUGCCGGCCACCAGCACCACCUCCGUGCCGGCCACCAGCACCACCUCCGUGCCGGCCACCACCACCACCUCCGUGCCGGCCACCACCACCACCUCCGUGCCGGCCACCAGCACCACCUCCGUGCCGGCCACCAGCACCACCUCCGUGCCGGCCACCAGCACCACCUCCGUGCCGGCCACCACCACCACCUCCGUGCCGGCCACCAGCACCACCUCCGUGCCGGCCACCAGCACCACCUCCGUGCCGGCCACCAGCACCACCUCCGUGCCGGCCACCACCACCACCUCCGUGCCGGCCACCAGCACCACCUCCGUGCCGGCCACCAGCACCACCUCCGUGCCGGCCACCAGCACCACCUCCGUGCCGGCCACCAGCACCACCUCCGUGCCGGCCACCAGCACCACCUCCGUGCCGGCCACCAGCACCACCUCCGUGCCGGCCACCACCACCACCUCCGUGCCGGCCACCAGCACCACCUCCGUGCCGGCCACCAGCACCACCUCCGUGCCGGCCACCAGCACCACCUCCGUGCCGGCCACCAGCACCACCUCCGUGCCGGCCACCAGCACCACCUCCGUGCCGGCCACCAGCACCACCUCGGCUCCCAUAACCACCACAACCCCUGUUCCUGCACCUCAGACGACCCUUCCCACGCCGGGCACCACCAGCUGCCAGCCACAGUGCACGUGGACCAAGUGGUUCGACGUGGACUUCCCGUCCCCCGGGCCCCACGGGGGAGACGUGGAAACCUACAGCAACAUCGUCCGCAGCGGAGAGAGGAUCUGCAGCCGGCCCGAGUACAUCGCUCACCUGGAGUGCCGAGCCCAGAGCCGCCCCGAGGUCAGCAUCGCCAGGCUGGGCCAGGUGGUGCAGUGCAGCCCCGACGUGGGCCUGGUGUGCCGCAACCGCGACCAGGCGGGCCGGUUCCAGAUGUGCCUCAACUACGAGGUCCGCGUGCUGUGCUGUGAGCCCCGAGCGGGCUGCCCUCUCACCUCCGUGACCCCCUAUGUGACUGCUGCCAAGUCCCUGCCCACCACAGCGCCCUCCUCCGUGGUUCCUACGGUGACGACCCUCAGCACGGCCACGCCGUCAGUGCCGCCGUGCUACUGCAGCGUGUCCGACAAGCUGUACCCUGCAGGGUCCAUCAUAUACCAGGAGACGGACCUGGCCGGCCACUGCUACUAUGCCGUGUGCAGCCUGGACUGCCACGUGGUGCGGCAGGCGGACCACGCCUGUCCCACCAGCACGCCGCCUCCCACCCCGGCGACCCUCCCCCCUGGCUCUUCCUCUUCGGCCCCUGUGACUGUCACUCCGCCGGGCUGCCCCAGUGCGGUCCCCCCAAGAACGAGAGGAGAGACCUGGGCCAUGCCGAACUGCUCCCAGGCCACCUGCGAGGGCAACAACAUCAUCACCCUGGGGCCGCGGCCGUGCCCGCAGGUGCCCGCGCCGACCUGCGCCAACGGCUACCCUGCCCUGAAGGUGCCCGACGAGGAUGGCUGCUGCCAGCACUACCAAUGCCAGUGUGUGUGCAGCGGCUGGGGCGACCCCCACUACAUCACCUUUGACGGCACCUACUACACGUUCCUGGACAACUGCACGUACGUGCUGGUGCAGCAGAUCGUGCCCGUGUACGGCCACUUCCGCGUGCUCAUCGACAACUACUUCUGCGACGCCGAGGACGGGCUGUCCUGCCCGCAGUCCAUCAUCGUGGAGUACCGGCGGGAGCGCGUCGUGCUGACCCGCAAGCCCGUCCGCGGGGUGAUGACCAAUGAGAUCAUCUUCAACAACGAGGUGGUCAGCCCGGGCUUCAGGAAAGGCGGCCUCGUCGUCUCCCAAAUCGGCAUCAAGAUGUACGUGGCCAUCCCCGAGAUCGGCGUCCAGGUCAUGUUCACGGGCCUCAUCUUCUCGGUGGAGGUGCCCUUCAGCAAGUUCGCCAACAACACGGAGGGCCAGUGCGGCACCUGCACCAACGACCCGCAGGACGAGUGCCGCCUCCCCGGCGGGGCGGUGGUGACCUCCUGCUCUGACAUGUCCGGGUACUGGAAGGUGACCAACCCCGACCAGCCGUCCUGCCACGGGCCUCCCCAGACACGCCCGACCGUCGGGCCCACGACCCCGCCUGCCCCGUGCCCGCCCUCGCCAGUCUGCGAGCUGAUUCUGAGCGACGUCUUCCAGCCGUGCCACGCGGUGAUCCCCCCGAGGCCUUACUACCUGGGCUGUGCCUUCGACCACUGCCACAUGACCGACGCCGACGUGGUGUGCUCCGGCCUGGAGCUGUACGCCUCGCUCUGCGCCUCCCACGGCGUGUGCAUCGACUGGCGGGGCCGGACCAACCAAACCUGCCCCUUCACCUGCCCGGCCGACAAGGUGUACCAGCCCUGCGGCCCCUCCAACCCCCCCUUCUGCUACGGGGGCGACAGCGCCAGCCUCGUGGCCCUUCACGACGCCGGCCCCGUCACGGAAGGCUGCUUCUGUCCGGAGGGCAUGACGCUCUUCAGCGCGAGCAAGGACGUCUGCGUGCCCACAGGCUGCCCCCGGUGCCUGGGGCCCCACGGGGAGCCUGUGGAGGCCGGCCACACGGUCAGCUCCGAAUGCCAGGAGUGCACCUGCGAGGCCGGCACGUGGACCAUGAGCUGCCGGAGCCAGCCCUGCCCGCCGCCCCCCGCCUGCCCCGAGCCCGGACUCGUGCCUGUGCCUGCGUCCCCGCAGGCCGGCCAGUGCUGUCCCCAGUACACCUGCGCCUGCAACACCAGCUACUGCCCGGCGCUCCCGGCCUGUCCCGAGGGCACGCGCCAGAUCCUGACCCGCGAGGAGGGGGCCUGCUGCCCGAGCCAGCAAUGCCGCUGGACGGCCUGCAGUGUGAACGGCACCUUGUACCAGCCCGGCGCCGUCGUCUCCUCCAGCCUGUGCGAGACCUGCAGGUGCGAGGUGCCCGGCGGGUCAGACACGUUCAGGAUCAGCUGUGAGACCCAGACCUGCCACAGCCACUGCCCAGCGGGCUUCGAGCACCGGGCGCAGAGCGGGCAGUGCUGCAGGUCGUGCGUGCAGGUGGCCUGUGUCAUGAACACCAGCGACAGCUCCGCCCACCUCUUCUACCCCGGAGAGACCUGGUCGGAUCCUGGGAACCGCUGCGUGACCCACGAGUGUGAGCGGCACCAGGACGGCCUCGUGGUGGUGACCACGAAGAAGGCGUGCCCCCCGCUCAGCUGCCCGGCGGACCAGGCUCGGUUGAGCGAGGACGGCUGCUGCCUCUCGUGUCCGCCACCCCAGCCCCAGAACCGGUCCACCUGCGCCGUCCAGCACAAGCACCAGGUCAUCCGCCUGCAGGGCUGCAGCUCCGCGGGCCCCGUGCGCCUCGCCUACUGCCAGGGCAACUGCGGGGACACCGCCUCCAUGUACUCGCUGGAGGCCCAGACGCUGGAGCACAGCUGCCGCUGCUGCCAGGAGCUGCGGGCCUCGCCCAGGAACGUGACGCUGCGCUGCGCGGACGGAUCGCGCCGCGCCUUCAGCUACACGCAGGUGGAGGAGUGCGGCUGCGUGGGCCAGCGCUGCGACGCCCGCGGGGACCUCCACACGGAGGAGCCGGCGCCCCUGCAGAGGCGGGACCCCGAGCGCGGGCGCUGGAGCAGAGGGGCCCGGGCCCUGCCCCUGGCUGAGGGGCGCCUCCCUCCCCACUGA